AUGAUCCGGUUCCCCGUCCGGAUCACUACCCGUUUGGUCCGGUUUCCCACCCGGUACCGCACCCGGUUGGUCCGGUUGGUCCGCUUCCCCACCCGGACCACCCGGAUGAUCCGGUUCCCCGUCCGGAUGGUUGACCCGGCUCCCGACCCGGAACCGCACCGGGUUCCCCACCCGGUUGGUCCGAUUUCCCAUCCGGUCGAUUCGGCUCCCCACCCGCACGGUCCGAUUGGUCCGGUUCCCCAACCGGAUGGUCGGGUUGAUCCGGUUCCCGACCCGGUUCCCCACCCGGAUGGUCCGGUUGGUCCGGUUCCCCACCCGGAUGACCCGGUCGAUCCGGAUCCCCACCCGGAUGACCCGGAUGGUCCGGUUCCCCGCCCGGUACCCUACCCGGCUGGUCCGUUUCCCCACCCGGUUCCCCAUCGGGCUUGCCCGGCUGAUCCGGUUCCCCACCCGGAUCACCCGGUCGAUCCAAUUCCCCAUGCGGAUGACCCGGAUGAUCCGGCUUCCCGUCCGGUUCCCUGUCCGGUUGGUCCGGUUCCCCACCCGGUACCCCGUCCGGAUGGUCCGGUUGAUCCGGUUCUCCACCCGGAUGACCCGGAUGAUCCGGUUCCCCAUCCGGAUGACCCGGAUGAUCCGGUUCCCAGUCCGGUUCCUGACCCGGUACCCCACCCGGAUGGUCCGGUCGGUCCGGUUGGUCCGGUUCCCCACCCGGUCGAUCCGGUUCCCCACCCGGAUGACCCGGUCGAUCCGGUUCCCCACCCGGAUGACCCGGUUGAUCCGGCUCCCCACCCGGAUGGUCCGGUCGGUCCGGUUCCCGACCCGGCACCCCACCCGGAUGGUCCGGUUGGGUCCGGUCCCCCACGGGGAUGGGAUGCGGACCCUUGUUGUCCUCUAAAAGGGGAAAGGGAAGACAACAAGGGCCCGCCCGAUGCCCUUCUCCGCGGGCAUCGGACGCCCCCCCAUGCCCCACCCCGGCGUUUAGGGUGGGAGGGGGGAAAAGAGGGGGGGGGGGGGGUGGGUCAAGAACAAGGGCUGAAUCUCAGCGGAUCGUAG
Messenger RNA from Closterium sp. Naga37s-1, 1053 nucleotides. The record is from the annotation of a GenBank genome assembly. NCBI's taxonomy places the organism in Eukaryota, Viridiplantae, Streptophyta, Zygnematophyceae, Desmidiales, Closteriaceae.